Molecule: messenger RNA, 4352 nt
Organism: Limulus polyphemus (Atlantic horseshoe crab)
Lineage: Eukaryota; Metazoa; Arthropoda; Merostomata; Xiphosura; Limulidae
Exons: 13
Coding region: 1-2931 (976 amino acids)
Biological process (GO): calcium ion import across plasma membrane
Cellular component (GO): membrane
Molecular function (GO): calcium channel activity
Source: RefSeq, a predicted model, not a curated record
AUGGGGAAUCGCAUCACCACGGUCCUAUCCCAUAGAAAAAACAACACACCCUCUUCGGUGGCAUCAACUCUGUUGGACGAUAUUAUCAGUAGAGCCGAUGUGGACGAAGAUUAUGAAGUUUAUAAAUUCGCAAAUUAUCGAAAAGGGGGCUCUCUUAUCGAAGCUUUUAAUCGUGGAGGCAUCGGGGAAGUAGAAGUAAUUGCCCGAAAAGAGCUAAAAAACUAUAUGUACGAAAACGGCGAAGGAGCCUUAAUACCAGAAAUUGAAUAUUUACAAGCACGUCACCGACGUAAUAACGAGGUGGCCAUUUCAGUGGAAACCUUGAUGUACAAUGCUUCCAUUCUCGCUAACGUUAAGCCCGAAGAUCGACGUGUGUGUUGGAAACUUGAGCUGCGAGGAAUGCUCGGAGAGAGCUUACUGCACGUGCUUUUAUUAUGUAACACCCCACGUCACACAAACAUUGCACGCGCUCUACUGAACGUAUAUCCUCACUUGGCCUGGGAUAUUAUAGAAGGAGAAGAGUACUACGGUAUGUUUGUCUCAGAAAAUAUGUACAGGUACGCCCUAAGACAUCCGACUAAGCCAGCCAGAGAUAAUAUCCUCAACAAAUCUGGUCUUACUCCGUUAACGCUAGCUUGCAAACUUGGAAGAAACAAAAUAUUUCUGGAGAUGUUGGAGCUCAGUGCCUUGGAAUUCUGGAGAUACAGUAACAUCACGUGCUCAGGGUACCCGCUCAAUGCCUUAGAUAGUAUUCUACCUAGUGGAAAAACAAAUAGGAAUUCUGCCCUGAUAAUUAUUUUAAACGGAACGAAAAAUGAACAUUUGGACAUGUUGGACAGUCGUGCCAUCCAGCGGCUCUUAGAAGAGAAAUGGAAAACGUUUGCCAGGAAUCAUUUUCUGAAACGUUUGGCGCUUAUGUUCCUACACCUGAUAACCCUCAGUAUUGCUGUUUCACUCCGUCCAACACCAGAUGGCAGCCUACUGGGUCCCACUGAUGUAUGUGCAAUAUUUCGCUAUUGCGCUGAAUUAGGAACCUGUUUGGGAUGCGUAGCAUUCCUGGUAUUUCAACAAGGGGAAGAAGUAAUGUCGCAAGGAAUCCUGGGAUUUCUUAUUAAUCUUAUUAGUACUCCUACAAAGAUCAUCUUCCUUGUUGCCAACAUCUCUAUCCUGCUCUGUGUACCCUGUCGACUAACGGGGGACAGACAGACAGAGGAUAUUCUACUUUCCUUCGCCAUCCCUGGCUGUUGGUUAUUCUUAAUUUUCUUUGCAGGGGCCGUAAAGUUGACGGGUCCUUUUGUAACCAUGAUCUACAAUAUGCUAGUUGGAGACAUCGUCAGAUUUAGUAUAAUUUACUUUAUUUUCCUGUUGGGGUUUACACAAGCGUUUUAUUUCCUGUUUAAAAAUCACACGGGGAAAACUUCUCGAUUCCAGACCUUCUCAGGAACUUGGAUGACCCUCUUUCACAUGACUCUGGGGUUUUACGAGUGCCGAAGUUUCAGUGAAACGCUUUACUAUGUGUUAACAUGGUUUACUUUUGCUGUCUUCGUGGUCAUUAUGCCCAUCUUGAUGAUCAACAUUCUUAUUGCCAUGAUGGGAAACACAUAUUGCGAUGUCAUCACACAGUCGGAAAGAGAAUUCGUAAAGCAGUGGGCAAAGAUCGUUGUAGCCCUAGAGAAAGCUGUGAGUCAGAAAAAAGCCCAAGCAUACAUGCAAAGCUAUUCCAUUAAACUAGCAGCGCCCUCUAGUAGUGACGACCCUGAGGAAGAACAACGAGCGGUUAUGGUAAUUAAGAGUAAACUAAAGUCAAAGGCAAAGGAACGGAAAGACGCAUCAUUAAACUGGAAGAGACUUGGUAGAAGUGUAAUCCAGGAACUACGUCAGCGAGAUUGUACGGCGGAAGGAUACAUUCUUCCUCAUGUUCCAGUGUCUAUUCCCACCCGGUCUACAGGACUCGUAAAUGAUAGCUUCGAUAAUGAAGAUGUUGCUGCGAUAAAUGAUGAAAACACCUUAGAAGUAGUUCUGGACCAGCUCGCUUUUGUUCAUGAUUUAGAUUUUAAUAAAAGGUUUAAAACAAACUGUCUAAAAUCAACAGAAAACACGGGGAAUAGGACCUCUACUGGUGGAAAAUCAUUUGGAAAUUUGUUUCAACAGUUAUCUUGGCCACAAGAGGUAGAAGUUGGUCAUUCGGACACCCCUACCAGAAGUCGUGAAGAGUCUGCCAAUGGAGAGCCCUUCGUUUCUUUUUCAUCUUCAGGAACAUGUAGUAAGUCCCCUAGUAGUUACGGUCCAUCUACUGAAUUUUAUCAACGUCUUACAAGGAGUAAUGAAAGGCAUUUCGAAAAUAACAAGAAUUGUAGAAAAAUAUUAUGUUCUAAGAAUACUAAUUACGUAACACCAAGUUCUACCAGUGCACCUGAUAACGAUCAUUUCGGACAUUACCAAAAUCCGUACCAAGCGACUAACCCGCUUCUUUGUACUGACAAGCAACUUAUUCAGAGUAAACCGAUGCCACAAGUUGUGGCACAAGCCAACUCGGUCUUGGGUAAUGUCGAAACACUCCGUCGCAAGAGAAGCGUAAAAUUUAAAACGUUUUCCUAUCGAGGAAGAAUUGGAACAGAAAACAAAGUAGAUAACUGCAUUUGUUCUUGUAAGUUAACCUGUCAUAAAAGAGUCAAAUCAGCCAAUAAUCUAUCGUGUGACAAAAUGUCAAAACAUACAGAUUCGAGAAGAAUAAAGUCGUCUCUAGACUCGAGAAGUUUAUACAGGUUCAGAUAUCCGAACAGCAACCUGGAAAUCAUAACCGGAACAAAUGAAUAUCAUAGUGAUCGACCUCAAUCUCUACAUGGGCUAUGUCAUUGGAGCACAAAGAAUGUCGUACCUAUGACAUCCCUUUUAGCUUGGAACGAAUCAAUAAAAGAUUCGGAGUUGUAGUCCUCUUUUCUAUACUUUUAUAAAUAUCGUCUUAUCAUAAGUAAAUAUCACAUAAGAUAUUCAAGCUUUGCGAGUGUCAUAAAAUCAGAAAGUUUUAUUUUAGCAAUAUUUUUAUCGUUUAAGAAGCAUCUAUGCAAAAAUAUCUAAAUGUCACCGUUACCCUCCAAAUUUUUAGUACACAGUUACUGUUUGAGUAAAAUACAUGUUUUAAGUGCUUUCCAUAUUUUUAGUAUACAGUUACUCUUUGUGUAAAAAAACAUGAUGCAAGUGCUGUCCAAAUUUCCAGUAUAUAGUUAAAAAGACAUGUUUUAAGUGCUACUCUGUUUAAGUGCUUUCCAAAUUUUUAGUAUACAGUUACUCUUUGAGUAAAACACACGUUUUAGGUGCUAUCCAAAUUUCUGACAAAUUAAGACAUGUUUUAAGUGCUUUCCAUAUUUUUAGUAUACAGUUACUCUUUGUGUAAAAAAAACAUGAUGCAAGUGCUGUCCAAAUUUCCAGUAUAUAGUUAAAAAGACAUGUUUUAAGUGCUACUCUGAUUUCUAUUAUAUAUAGUUACUCUUUGAGUAAAACACACGUUUUAGGUGCUAUCCAAAUUUCUGACAAAUUAAGACAUGUUUUAAGUGCUUUCCAGAUUUUUAGUACACAGUUACUCUUUGAGUAUAAGACAUGUUUUAAGUGCUUUCCAAAUUUUUAGUACACAGUUACUCUUUGAGUAAAAGACAUGUUUUAAGUGCUUUCCAAAUUUUUAGUAUACAGUUAUUCUUUGUGUAAAAGAUAUGAUUUAUGUGCUUUCCAUAUUUUUAGUAUAGAGUUACUCUUUGUGUAAAAAAACAUGAUGCAAGUGCUGUCCAAAUUUCCAGUGUAUAGUUAAAAAGACACGUUUUAAGUGCUACUCUGAUUUCUAGUAUAUAUAGUUAUUCUUUGUGUAAAAGAUAUGAUUUAUGUGCUUUCCAAAUUUCUAGUACAUACUUAAAAGACACGUUUUAAGUGCUAUCCAAUUUUCUAGUAUAUAGUUAAAUGACAUGUUUUAAGUGCUUUCCAAAUUUUUAGUACACAGUUAAUCGUUGUGUAAAAAACAUGGUUUAAGUGUCAUCCAAAUUUCUAGUAUACAAUUACUGUUUCUGUACAAUACAUGUUUUUGUGUUAUAACGAUAGAGUCAACAGACCUAAACCUUCAACAGUUUUCAAUUAUAUAUUGGCAAGUACUUUGACGUUGUUCUUUCAAGCUUACAUACUCGACGAAAUUGGUUUGGUCUUUCAGAAACCAAACUAGAUUUAUAAAAAGAAAAUAAAUUACGUGUAUAUAUAUAUAUUUAACAUUUUUACGAAGGCUAUAACAUCUCCAAUUUCAGAACAAUGCAGAUUAAUACCACAAAAAAUAAGAAUAGUAAAUAUUUGUGGUCAUUGCACUGAAGCAGUCA